This is a messenger RNA of Cajanus cajan (pigeon pea), 4140 nucleotides long. The record is from RefSeq and is a predicted model, not a curated record. NCBI's taxonomy places the organism in Eukaryota, Viridiplantae, Streptophyta, Magnoliopsida, Fabales, Fabaceae.
AUGGAUGACUUGCGUCGACGAGCCGACAAAUACAUGCAGAUGGAAGAAUUAGCUGAGUUCCGUAACCAGGCCCGAGCGGAGGUGUCGGCAAAGCCUGAAAAGCUGGCUGAAAACAAUUUUCGAAGCCGUCCGAAAGAACUGGUACCCCGCAAGAGGCCCCCUCGUGGCCCGAAGUAUUCCCAGUAUACACCACUCAACACCAGCAGGUCGGCAAUACUAGAACAAGCACUCGCUUCGGAAGUACUAGCCGUCCCAAAACGAGCGUCGACCCCUCCCCGGGCCGAUACGACCAAAUCUUGCAGGUAUCACCGCAAUCGCGGACAUUCAACUGACGAAUGUUCGGCCCUGAAAGAUAAGAUUGAAGACUUGAUCAAGCAAGGACAGUUGCAAGGCUUCGUGGACCGACCAAACUCUUCGAAAUACGCCGACCGGUCGCGACGGCAUGAUCAGCCCGAACAAAGAAGGACAGAAGCACGCUCGUACAGAGAACGCAGUCGGUCAAGAGAUCGAAGAGAGGAAGAGCCUUCGGCACAGCCUUGGCGAGUCAUCAACACGAUAGCAGGAGGCUUCGCUGGCGGAGGCUCAUCCUCAUCAGCCCAACACAGACACUUACGAGCUGUUCGGCACGUGCAUGCAGUGGAGACAGUUCGUCGUCGCCUUCCCACCAUCACUUUCACCGAGGACGACUUCAAAGGCAUCGACCCGGACCAGGAUGAUCCGAUGGUAAUCAACGUCGAAAUUCAUAACUGCAUUGUACGAAAUACGUUGGUUGAUCAGGGAAGUUCAGCCGACAUUCUUUGUUGGAACAUGUUCAAACAGUUGGGUAUUCCGGAGUGUGAGCUAGUUCCUUAUGAUGAACCUUUGGUCGGGUUCUCCGGUGAACGAGUCAAGACAAAAGGGUAUAUCAAGUUGUCAACCUGGUUCGGGUUUGAAGGAACUGAGUACCGAGACAUUUCGGUAAAGUAUGUGGUGGUGCACGCCAGCACAUCUUAUAACAUUCUGCUCGGUCGGCCAUCCGUGAAUCGGCUCGGCACAAUCGUAUCCACCCCUCAUUUAGCCAUGAAGUUCCCAGCCGAAUCAGGACGAAUAGUCACUGUCCACGCUGAUCAAAAAACCGCGCGAGAAUGUUAUUUUACCAGCUUGCGAUUGCCAAAAAUGAAGAACGAAACACCGAAUGAAUCGAGAGGGGUGCACUCGGUAUCACAGCAAUCAGCCAUAGACCUCGAUCCCCGGAUUGAUCAAGAUGAGAGGGUCGAAUCCAUCGAAGACAAACAACCAAUCCAGGUAGGAGUAUCCAAAGGCCAAGUCACUUACCUAGGUGCUAAUCUGGCCUCACAAGAACGAUUGAUUAUCAGCCAAGUGAUCCUCGAGAACAACGAUUUGUUUGCUUGGCACCCGUCCGACAUGCCCGGCAUCGAUCCUAAUUUCCUCUGUCAUAAGUUAUCAAUAAGCAAAGAAGCGAGGCCGAUCGCUCAACGGCGUCGGAAAGCCGGAGAAGAAAGGAAGGCAGCAAUCGAGGCCGAGGUCGGCAAGCUGUUAUAUGCUCGAUUCAUCCGAGAGGUGCAUUAUACAACCUGGCUGGCCAAUGUAGUCAUGGUCAAGAAGUCGAAUGGGAAGUGGCGCAUGUGUACUGACUAUACCAACUUAAACAAAGCUUGCCCAAAGGACGCCUACCCCCUACCAAAUAUUGAUCGGCUUGUUGAUGGGGCAUUUGGUCACAAAUUCUUGUCGUUCUUGGAUGCGUACUCCGGAUACAAUCAAAUCCGUAUGCACCUUCAGGAUGAAGAGAAAAUCGCGUUCAUCACCGAAACGGCCAAUUACUGCUACCGGGUGAUGCCCUUCGGAUUGAAAAACGCCGGAGCCACCUAUCAACGACUGAUGAACAAAAUUUUCAGUGACCAUAUUGGCCGAAGUAUGGAGGUGUACGUUGAUGACAUGGUGGUGAAGUCAGGUGACGUAUCGGCACAUGCACAAGACUUGACCGAGGUGUUCCAGGCGCUUCGGCACCACCAAAUGAGGCUCAACCUCGAGAAGUGUGUGUUCGGGGUCUCAGGCGGCAAAUUUUUGGGAUUCAUGCUGUCCAACCGAGGCAUUGAGGCAAAUCCUGACAAGUGUCAAGCUAUUCUGGAUAUGAAAAGUCCAGGCAACCUGAAAGAGGUUCAGAAGUUGGCCGACCAGCUCACUUCACUCUCUCGGUUUCUUCCUUGCCUAGCUGAGAUAGCUAAGCCUAUCCUCCUGUUUUUUAAGAAAGCGGAGCGGGUCAAAUGUGCUACGGAGUGUGAAAUAUCAUUCCAAAAAUUUAAGGAGCGUCUGGGUACACCUCCAAUCCUUUCCAAACCGGUUGCCAAUCUUGACAUGAUCGUGUACUUAGCUGUUUCCGGCACUUCAAUCAGUGUCGUCAUAAUUCAAGAGAAGCAAGACGAACAACAACUGGUAUAUUUCAUCAGUCGGACACUACAGGAUGUCGAACGACGCUACCAGUUGAUAGAAAAAGUAGCCUUAGGGCUCAUCUAUACCGCUCGCCGGCUCAGGCAGUACUUCCAAAGUCACAAAAUAGUUGUCCGAACUGAUUGUCCAAAUGCGAGGGUCCUAAGAAAACCAGAGAUUGUCGGCCGGAUGAUGGCAUGGUCGGUUGAGCUUUUAGAGUUCGACAUAACUUUUGAGCCGAGAGGCCCCAUUAAGUCACAACAUUUAGCCGACUUUGUCAAUGCGCUCACUCCUCUGGGUCGUUUUGAAGACGCGCCAUGGACCAUGCACGUCGAUGGAUCCUCUGAUACCCAAGGCAGUGGCACCGGUAUAAUCCUUGCCAGCCCCUCAGGGAUCACAGUCGAACAAUCCCUUCGGUUCGGCUUCCGUGCAUCCAACAAUCAGGUAGAGUACGAAGCCUUGAUAACCGGAAUGAGACUAGCAACCGAAAUGGGCGUCAAGAAAAUCAUGUGCUGGAUCGACUCGAAGAUCGUGGCCGAGCAGGUCAACGAUAAUUUUCAGGUUAAAGACUCCAAUUUGUUGCAAUAUUAUCACCUUUUCCAAAAACUCAAGGACGAUUUUACCGAGAUACAGAUACGGCACGUCUUGCGUAGCAAUAAUGAACGAGCCGAUCAGCUAGCUCGGCUCGCCAGCAGCCGAAAGCCAGGGCAAUUGCGAACAACCAUUCACCUUGAGAUUCCCUUUCCAAGUGUGACGGUUGAGUGUAUGUCAACUGGUACCGAGGCGCCGACCUGGAUGACCGCCAUUCGGAACCUUAUCGACCGAGGGGAGUUGCCAACCGACCCGAUGGAGGCAAAAAAGAUACGAACACAAGCGGCUCGGGAAAUACACGAAGGUAUCUGUGGCUCCCACUCAGGUGGAAGAACUCUCGCAGCCAAAGUCUUGCAUGUCGGCUACUAUUGGCCAACUUUGAAAGGAGAUUGCGCCGAGUUCGUCAAGAAGUGCGUACAAUGUCAAAAGCAUGGAAACAUCAUACACGCUUCGGCCACAGAGUUGCACAGUAUCAGCUCCCCAUGGCUGUUUGCUUUAUGGGGUAUAGACGUGCUGGGACCAUUCCCUGUAGCAAAGGGGCAAGUUAAAUUCCUUCUCGUUGCGGUGGAUUACUUUACAAAAUGGAUAGAAGUUGAACCGCUGGCCUGCAUCUCCGCUGCUAAUGUUCAGAAGUUUGUUUGGAAAAAUCUGGUUACCCGCUUCGGCAUCUCGUACGCCAUUGUUUCAGACAAUGGUCUCCAAUUCACCGACAAAAAGUUCAACAUUUUCCUCGAAAACCUUGGCAUUCGGCAUUGGUUCACGUCAGUCGAGCAUCCGCAGUCAAACGGGCAAGCCGAAGCAGCCAACAAGGUUAUACUCGCUGAGCUCAAAAAGAGACUCGACUCGGCCAAAGGAGCAUGGGCCGAAGAGUUACCGGAAGUCCUUUGGGCAUACCGCUGCACACCACAAUCAACCACCAAAGAGACGCCUUUUCGCCUAACGUACGGCGCGGACGCGAUGAUCCCGGUUGAGGUGGGAGAACCGUCCUUUAGACGACAGCAUUUCCAUGAAGACUCUAAUGACAACUCACUCCGGGCCGAACUCGAUGUUCUCGAUGAACUACGAGAGAAGACACAGGUAGUGGCGGAAGCAUGCAAAACAACGCAUGACACGUCGCUUUAA